Messenger RNA from Mastomys coucha (southern multimammate mouse), 3556 nucleotides. RefSeq names its product steroid 5 alpha-reductase 2 (gene Srd5a2). Bases 90 to 854 code for a protein of 254 amino acids. The record is from RefSeq and is a predicted model, not a curated record. Gene Ontology annotation, cellular component: membrane. Gene Ontology annotation, molecular function: 3-oxo-5-alpha-steroid 4-dehydrogenase activity. Gene Ontology annotation, biological process: steroid biosynthetic process. The transcript is spliced from 5 exons. Lineage: Eukaryota; Metazoa; Chordata; Mammalia; Rodentia; Muridae.
GCGGACACCGGGUGGCGUCUGGCGCUCCAUAAAGGGGCCCGCGCUCUCCACCACAAGGGCAGCAGCUACCAGCUGUGAACACAGGCGAGAUGCCGAUUGUGUGCCAUCAGGUCCCGGUGCUGGCUGGUAGCGCCACAUUGGCCACCAUGGGGACCUUGAUCCUGUGCUUUGGGAAACCCGCCAGUUAUGGAAAACACAGCAAGAGCGCGUCGUCGGGAGUUCCCCUCCUGCCCGCACGCAUAGCCUGGUUCCUGCAGGAGCUGCCUUCCUUUGUGGUGUCGGUAGGGAUGCUCGCUUGGCAGCCGCGCUCCCUCUUCGGACCGCCUGGGAAUGUGCUGCUGGGUCUCUUCUCCGCACAUUACUUCCAGAGGACAUUCAUUUACUCACUGCUCACCAGAGGAAGGCCUUUAUCAGCGGUGAUCUUUCUGAGAGCCACUGCCUUCUGCAUAGGGAAUGGACUCCUUCAAGCCUACUACCUGGUUUAUUGUGCAGAAUACCCCGAGGAGUGGUACACAGAUGUGCGGUUUAGCUUCGGUGUCUUCCUAUUUAUUUUGGGAAUGGGAAUCAACAUCCAUAGUGACUACAUGCUGCGCCAGCUUAGGAAGCCUGGAGAAGUCAUCUAUAGGAUUCCACAAGGUGGCUUGUUUACGUAUGUUUCUGGAGCCAAUUUCCUGGGCGAGAUUAUUGAAUGGAUGGGCUACGCCUUGGCCACUUGGUCCGUUCCAGCCUUUGCUUUUGCAUUUUUCACACUUUGUUUCCUGGGGAUGCAAGCUUUUUACCACCACAGGUUCUACCUCAAGAUGUUUAAGGAUUAUCCCAAAUCUAGGAAAGCUCUUAUUCCAUUCAUCUUUUAAAGAACCCCAAUUUUUAAGGAACAAAGCUUCUAUGGAGAAACUGCCCAGCUGCUGAAACUAGAAACUGUAAACUAUAACUGAACUUUGUCUUGUUCAUGUAUAUAUACGGUGAUGUAUAUGUUAAUGGGCCUCUUGUUAUUCCAGUUGCUUGAGGCAUGCAGAGUCAUGCCUGCUCAGCAUGCACUCCUGUCUGCCCAGAGAGUUCUAACCUAAUUUCCUUUUGGAGCUUCACAGGGGCCAUUUUAUUCUUAGCUAUCCCGUCUAGAAGCUUCCCAGUUCUCUCUUUUUUUUCCAAUGUAUGAUCUGAAGAUGUGACUUUUUUCUUAUUCUGUGUCACUUUUGGGAAGUUCUGCAGUCAAAACCCUUUGGAUUGACAAAAUGAAAAAUGAAAUUAUAACAUUUGGAAGAAAGUAGGUGGAACUGGACAUUAUUAUAUUAAGUAUCCUAACUUUGACUCAGAAAAACAAAUACUGCAUGAUUUUUCAUAUGCAGGUUCUAGAUUUUAAUGUGCAUGUAUAUAUACAUAUAUAUCUAUGUUCAUAUGUAUGUGUUGAGAGUCAUAUAGGUCAUUGAUUUAGAAAUGAGAUUAUGAGAAGGGAAAAAGAGGUCUUCUGGGGAAGAAAAAAGAGGGAAAUAAAAUUUGUAUGGCAUGAAAGCAGAGAGAAGCUACUGCAGGAGGAAGGGGAGCAGCAGGAGAAAUGUAGGCAAGCAUGGGAGGAGGACUGGCAAGAAUAAAGUAUGCAUGAAAAUGCCAUAAUCAAACCAAUUACUUUGUACGUUUGUUUAAAAAAAAAACAACCAAACAUCCUUCCAUCUAUCUGUCCAUUCGUCCAACUAAUCAACCAACUAACCAACCAACUAACCAACCAACCAACUAACCAACCAACUAACCAACCGACUAACCAAUCAACCAACUAAUCAACCAGCCAACCAACCAAUAAGGCAACCAACCAACCAGCCAAAAAUGAAUGUGUGGACUGAGGGCAGUGCUUAGAGAAGUAAUUAAGAGCAUCCCUUUUGUAUGCCCACAGAAUGGCAAACAUUUACACUUUUAAGUGCAUUUAAGUGCCAUAGACCCAGAGCAUGCCUAAAUGAAAACCUGGUCCCAGAUUCUUCUGCAUUAGUUAAUUAGGAAGAUAUAAAAAAGGAGAACUUUAAUGAUGGAAUUCCCUUUUUGGACCCAAGUCCAAAUAUACACCGAGUCUUAGUCAGUGAUCACUGGAUAUUCCAGGAGGUUUCACAAUUGGAGCUACCAAAGCUUCAUCCACAACACUGAUAUACGGAUUUUCUUGAUUGUCAGGUUUUACUGAACAAAAAAAAAAAAAAAAAAAAAAAAAAAAAAAAAAAUGAUACAGCCAUGAGUGGCUCCUGAGAGAAUAAAGAAUUGUGUUGCAACAGACAGUGUAAACUCCCAUCAGGAGCACUUCUACGUAUGAGAAGUUCAUGUGUAAGACAGUAGACUGAUCAAAUUGAAGAGAGGUUUGCGAUGAUGUGAGGGGUGUCAGAAGCUCUGAGCAAGUCUCUUUUGGAAAUUCUUCCUUAGGAUCCUUGAGACGUAUUUGAGAAGCUGUGUCCCAGCAGUAGCUUGAACAUAGCUCUCAGGUCCCAAUGGCAGAUGCAAGAUCUGCAAGAUCUGCCCAGAUGCGAGAUCUGGGCCGAAAGCCCCUAUCAUUCAGUUCAGACAGGGUCUCACACUUAGUUUUAGUUUAUUUUAUCUUGCAUUUCAAGCUUCAAAUUGUAAAAAUUAGGAAGCCCUGGUGUUCUUUUAAAAUGGUUACUCUCCAUCUUCCUAACACUGAGUUCCUCAUGUUGUGACUCCAAACCAUAAAAUUACUUUUGUUGCUACUUCAUAACUGUAAUUUUACUUCUAUUAUGAAUCAUAAUGGAAAUAUCUGUGUUUUCCAAUGGUCUUAGGUAGCCCCUGGGAAAAUGUCAUUUGACACCCAAAUGACACCCAUGCUUUUAAAAGUUGGACAGAAGAGACAGAAGAUAGUGGGAGAGUGAAUAUGAUCAGAGCACUAUACCAAAAUAAGAUUUAGUGAGAUCAUGAAUAUAUGUCACUGGUUCUCCACUUUCCUAAUGCUGUGUCCCUUUAAUCCAGUUCCUCAUGUUAUGGUGACUCCCAAACGUAAAAUUAUUUUGUUGCUACUUCAUAGCUGUAAUUUUUCUACUGUUACAAAUUGUAAUGUAAAUAUCUGAUAUGCAGGAAAUAUGAUAUUUGUCCACCAAAAGGGUCGAGAGUCACAGGCUGAGAACUGUUGAUAUAUGCUGACCUCAGUAUUCUGAUCCCGGUUCCUGUGUGAGACUUAGGAUUGGGUAGCACAUGAGCAUUGAAGUGUACAGCCUCUGGUGAAGGAAUGGCUUCCCUAAAGAGGCUGCAAUGUGGGUUCUGUAAGGGAGGGACUGAGCACUCUGAAUCAGAACGGUUGAAUGCUUAUCUCCUCAGCCCCAGGUGGGUGGGUUCAACAUCAUUUGGAAACAUGCUUGAGAAACUGAGCUCUGGUUUUAUCAUUUGGUACAGAAACCGACUGUUAGCUAACACAGGGAUCAUAAGAGAUAUAAAGUAGGAUGUGCAACGAAGAUCCAGACUACAGUGUUACAAGCAAGUGUUCCUUCUUGUUCAUCAAAUGCCUGUCAAGUCAUUACCACCACCAAUGCUUGAAUAAAAAACGACCCAGAUCUUCUGUGGCAUUUACAAUGUA